AUGCAGGUGACACGUUCAACAUUCCAGGGUUGCGUCAAACUACCCUAUAAAAGGCCUGCUCGCUUUCGUCUUCAGCACAUCCUCUUAGCAUCAAGCAUCAGGACUGCAAAGAUGGCAUUUACUCUUCGCUCGGUCUUCCUCCUCUGUGGGAUCAGUGGACUCUUGACUGCAGUCUGGGCAGGCAAGGAUGGGAAUUACUGUCCUAAGGAUUGGUCUCAGUUAGAUGACCAUUGUUACAUUUUUAUCAACCAGGAGAGAAGCUUUAUUGAUGCAGAGCAAAUCUGCCUACUUAGAGGCGGGAAUCUGGCCUCUAUCCUCGACGCUAAGGAAAACGCAUUGGUCCUCGAGCUGAUCCGCGACGCACUUGGUGAGAUUCAAGACACCUGGGUUGGACUACAUGAUGGCCCUUCGGAGGGAACCUUCAUCUGGACUGACGGUUCACCUGCUGAGAUUUCAGGAUUCACCACCCCUCAGCCUGAUGACUUUGGUGGCAACGAAGACUGUGUGGAGAUUUCAAGGGAUACGGAGGCAUGGAAUGAUGAAACAUGCACUGACCUGAAUUUCUUUGUCUGCAUCAAAGAGGCACACGAGCACUAAUCCCCUCAACCACCAUCGCAUCAGUCUCAAAAAAUGUCUUUUCCAAAAUCUUAAGAAUCUUCUGAGAAAAUAGCUGACUUCCAGUGGUAUCUUUGUGUCUAUGUUUUAUCUUCUAUGCAGUUCAAUUUCUCUUGAUGGCAAUCAAAUUUGGAAGGUCAAAGGGUAUCUCUGUAAUAAAUGAAGGAAUCUCUCAACGCA
This is a messenger RNA of Syngnathoides biaculeatus (alligator pipefish), 795 nucleotides long. RefSeq names its product galactose-specific lectin nattectin-like. Bases 1 to 597 code for a protein of 198 amino acids. The record is from RefSeq and is a predicted model, not a curated record. Lineage: Eukaryota; Metazoa; Chordata; Actinopteri; Syngnathiformes; Syngnathidae. The transcript has 7 exons.